Messenger RNA from Trichosporon asahii var. asahii CBS 2479, 1656 nucleotides. RefSeq lists its product as uncharacterized. Gene Ontology annotation, cellular component: membrane. The transcript is spliced from 2 exons. The record is from RefSeq and is a predicted model, not a curated record. Gene Ontology annotation, molecular function: iron ion transmembrane transporter activity. NCBI's taxonomy places the organism in Eukaryota, Fungi, Basidiomycota, Tremellomycetes, Trichosporonales, Trichosporonaceae. Gene Ontology annotation, biological process: iron ion transmembrane transport. The coding region runs from base 1 to 1656 and encodes 551 amino acids.
AUGGCACGUCCAGAGUCUGAAGCGCCCGUUCUGGCGCCGACUCCUGAAGCCACUCGGCAGCUUCGCUCCGAACGACGGCAUCCAGCCUGGACGUCGGGUACGUCGACGGACCACACCGAGUCGACUGAGCUCUCCGUCUUCACGUCCGGCCACGCCUCUCCCCACAGCGACCGCACCUCUGGUGAGCAAGGAGAUGUCGAGCGCGCCCUGGACGACAGGGAUGAGGAGGACGCACCGCUCAUCGCCUCGGUCACUGCUUCGCCUGAGCCCGCCGAGCUCAGCAAAUGGGCCGUGGCCAGCCUGCUCCUCCAGCAUCUGAGCAGCACGUUCAUCGACGGAGCGUACAACUUCGCUUGCUUUCUUUUUCUCAUCGAAGUGUUCACGGACUCACUAGUACCCGCGUCCCUGGUCGGAUUCGGGACCAAGCUCGCCGGGCUGGCGCUCUCUGGCUCGGUUGGUGGGCUGGUGGACCGAUACCCGCGCCUGUGGUUUGUGAGGCGAGCGAUUGCAGCACAGAAGUGCCUUCAAGCACUAAGCUAUGGACUGUUCCUUGUUCUCUUUGGCCCGCUCUACUCUGGAGCGAACGAUGCCUUCCACGGCCGCGCAGACCCUGGCCCGACAACGCUGGUCUGGGCUCUUCUACUAUCAACGGUAGCCUGCAGCGCCGCCAUCGACCUCGCCAACACAGGCAUCACGGUCGCCGUCGAGCGAGACUGGGUUAUGUCCAUCGCCCGCCGGCCCGACCAGCUCACGUACCUGAACACCUGGAUGCGUCGGAUCGACCUGAUAUCGAAGCUUGUUGCACCCCUCUUCGUGUCCCUUCUGACUCUGCGCGGUUACGAGUUGGCUGCCGGUGCCCUACUCGCACUCAGCGCGUUGACGUUGGCGACGGAGCAGGCGUGGAUCGGGCACGUGUACGCCGCCUUCCCGCUUCUGGCUCGGCGUGCGAGCCGCGGCGAAGCUGAGGUCGAGCCAACGGGCUGGGUUCAGUGGGCACAGCGCGAAGCGCGCGACUGGCGCGAGUUCGCCUCGCUGCCAGUGUUUGGCAGCUCGGUCGCCAUCGCCACGAUCUACCUCACGACCCUCAGCUACGACGGCACGUUCAUCGCGUACCUGAAGGCAGCGCGGGGAUGGGACGACGGCUUUGUCGCGCUCAUGCGUGGCGUGUGCGUCCUCACCGGUUUGCUGGGCACAGUCGUCAUGCCACUCCUAGAAUCCCGCAUCGGCCUCGAGAGGACUGGAGCCUGGAGCAUCUGGUUCGAGGCAGCCUGCCUGGCGCCGACACUGCCUGCCUUCUUUCUCCCGCCGCGGUACGGCACCCACGGACCGGGCUGGAACAGCGCUCUUCUCUUCGGCGGUAUCGCGCUCAGCCGUAUUGGACUGUGGAGCUUUGACCUCGCGCAGCUGAAGGUGCUCCAGCUCGAACUCGACAGCCACCCGCGCCGGAAUCGGCUCACGGCGCUCCAGAUCGCGCUCCAGAACGUGUUCGACCUAGCCAAGUAUGUUCUCACGCUUGCUGCGGCUACGCCGAAGCAGUUCAAGUGGACGGCCCUCGUCAGCUACAUCGCCGUCAUUGCUGGGGCGAUCGCGUACAUGUUCUUCCUGCGCGCAGUGCGCGGGCAUCUCUUCCACCUCAACAAAAUCAAGAUCUGGUAA